Molecule: messenger RNA, 15135 nt
Organism: Centropristis striata (black sea bass)
Lineage: Eukaryota; Metazoa; Chordata; Actinopteri; Perciformes; Serranidae
Product: E3 ubiquitin-protein ligase rnf213-alpha-like
Exons: 58
Coding region: 203-13549 (4448 amino acids)
Biological process (GO): ubiquitin-dependent protein catabolic process; sprouting angiogenesis; negative regulation of non-canonical Wnt signaling pathway
Cellular component (GO): membrane; nucleolus; cytosol
Molecular function (GO): ATP hydrolysis activity; ubiquitin-protein transferase activity
Source: RefSeq, a predicted model, not a curated record
UCACCUCUUUCUGGAAACACUUUGCCAGCCCUCUGUCAGAUAAAAAAAGGUAACUGCUGUGUAACUUUAGUUAUGAAAAAAAGAAAUGACAGAUACAAUAUCAUGACACAAAUUGAAUUGACUUUCUUAAUACUGAGUACAUUUUUCCACUGUAAAUAAUCACUGACAUCUCCACUGGUUUAGUAUUGCAGACUCUGUUGAGAUGCUUUACUUCAGUGCCAGAGAACACCAUAUUGACAAGUGGGUCUUGGUCAUCCCUCUGAUUCACCUGCUGAGAGGAGAAAGCAAGCCAUUUGAGCCACUCCAACCUGUUCUGAACCCAGAUCUCGACUCCUGGAGAUGCUUAAAGAUGUACAAAGGAACACGUGUCAGCGGGGAUCAUUAUGUCAGGAUCAUGAAGGAAAACGCGUAUCUGGUGAACAUUGAUCGUCUCCUUGUGCACUCUUGGAUGUCUCUGCUGCCAGUGGAGGAUCUAAAAAGCUUCAUAUCCAGUAUGCAAGUGGACCUACUCGACAUUCUUCAGUACAUAGAGUUCAGCAUCAGAUCCGGAAAAAAACUUUCCAACUACAUGGCUUUGAAAGAAUUGGCAUGUCAUCUCAUCAACAGAGAAAGCCACCGUAAAAGCUUGGAUGACAAAUAUGGAGAGUGUUGCUUGAGAACUGCAGUCAAGCUUCUUGGUUCUAUUUGCCGUCAAACAACAGAGCCAGACCGCUGGGAUGUUCCCAUUUAUUUCCUUCAGCUGGUCUGUCUGACGGCCAAGGUGUAUGACCACAGCACUUCACAGGCAAGAGAGAGAAUUCAUCAAGAGGUGAUUUGGGAGACAUUGGAAACAACGAGGGAAUGGAGGAGAAAAACUUUCAGUAACAAACUGCUUAAUGACUGGAGUACUCAGUUCUCGGUACCCCAUGAAAUUAAGGUAUGGGAAACGUUACUCUCACUGUCCUUCAGUCAUGAGGAACACACUUCAUUCUGGAGAACCACCCUCAUGGAGGAUUUUAAAGGAAAACUAAAAAAAGAACGCCCGAUGACUCAAAUUGGAUUAUACUCCAACAAGAUGGAAGAACUGAGUCGGACAAGCCCGUUGCUCUGCAGCACAGUAGAGCAAUGUGCUUUGGAGGCAGUUGCAGAUAUUUGUCAGGAUAAAUCUGGCAGAGCUGUUUCAGAACUAUUGGCCAAACAUGAUCUCACAAAGUUUGGGAAGCUGAUGUCCGUUGUUCUGCUGAAGACAUGGCCCACAGAUGUGAAUGGAGAUGACAUCGAAGGGGAGGACUUGAUACUGGAAUACCUUCUGAACUGGCCCAUGGCCAGCACAGCUUUCCAAAUGACAGAAGGAGGACUGAUCAACAAAUUGUCAGAUGAAGCACAAAUCAGGAUGACUUUGGCGUGUACAGCAUUCAAAUCUGUAUCACAGAAGUUCCUCAGUGGAGAGAUCCAAAUGAAAACUUUAAACCAAAUCCUCAAGAAAGAACGUGAAUUUGUGGACUUGCUGAAGAUAGAUGUCCUUUGUGAAGAUGGUCGUUGUAAAGAUAGAAGAAACAUGAAAGCGUUACUGAGACAAAGAAAAGAGGAAGCAGAAGCUGUGGAUAGUGAGAAGGAGAUGGUCAAAUACCUUCUACAGAUCUGCCAGGAGCUUCCACAUCAUGUCAAAGCUGACUUCAAGGGGUUGGAUGAAAAACUUCAUAACAACAUUGAGAUGAUGAAUCUGAAUCAAUUCAUGAAGGUUCACACUCUGGAUGGACAGACAACUGGACAGGUCACUUAUUUCAACCUUUGUGAUAUAACCCGUGAGAUGGCUUCAGAGCUGUACGCCAUCAAAGACAGCACCAUCUUUAAAACGUGCUGGACCAACCAAGUGGAAGAGCUGUCGAGAGACCAGCCUGAUCCAGAUGAUGCUGAUGGAAAUGAAGAAAUCUACACUCUCCAGCUGGUCCACAGCAAAAUAUUCCAGAGCUGCUACAACAAGUACAAAGAGGUUUAUGAGGGUCUGAAGAGUGGUGAACUGUUACUGGAGGACAUAGACAACAUCUUUCAGGACUACAAAGGACAUUACAAAGAACUGAAGGAAGAUUUAGACAUCAUGUGCAGAACAAAUCCAUCUGAUGACAGAAAAUGGAUCAGAAGAAGGAUUCAACAGAUUCAACAGUAUCAUGAUCUUCAUCUUGCAAUGGAAUCUGCCAAAGUCAUCAUGGAUACCAGGAACACACUAUGUCCAGAAGGAGACUUCAAAGUUCUGGAAAAGUUGCUUCAAAUGAAUCAAGCUGACUUCAAGAAAAACAGCCUGAAGUGCAUCGACGAAAGCUUCAUGACAGCCCAACAUGUCCUGUCGGACAUUAGGGAUGAUCAUAAGGAAUGUCUCCAGAAACUCAAUCAGAGCAAAGACUUUGUCCUGUGGGUUAAAGAAGAGCUUGAAGACAUCAAUGAGCUGAAAGUUUUUGUUGACCUGGCGUCCAUCUCUGCUGGAGAAAAUGACCUGGACGUGGGUCGGGUGGCCUGUUUUCAUGACGCUGUCCUUGGUUACUCGUCCAUGUUGUAUGGACUGAAGCACGACUCUGAUUUUGAGACCUUCAGAAAGUCAUUGUCAAAAUUAUGGAAGGCACUUGAAAAUGACAGAAAUAUUCCAACGAAGCUGCUGGAUACAGCACGUCAUCUUGAAUGGUUAAAGACUGUUAAGGAUUGCCAUGGAUCUGUUGAAUUUUCAUCCCUGUACCUGGCUACAUCCAUCAAUGAAAGUGGGAUAUACACUAUCAAGGCCCAAAACCAAGAGAAGCUCUCCUUAGAGACUUCUCUGAUGCUGCACAUUCAGGAUGGACAUGAGAAAAACAUGGCAUGCACCUAUGAGGACUUGAAAGAGUUGCAAAAUAAGCUCAUGCUCAUGUCUGGAAGAAGAGAACAAAAUCAGAGUGAAGUUGAACAGUUUGCUGAGGUGUUUGACAUGGUCCAAAGACUUGCUAAAGCAUUUGUAGACCUUUAUGCUGCAGGGAACCCACUCUUUAGGUGUUGGGAAGCUAAGAUUCAUUGCAAAAGUCAGAUUGACCCAUGUAUCAUUAUGGAAAUCAACUUUUGCAAGACACUGCAUCGCAUUCAAGUAUGUGGUAGUCUAGUUGAACAACUUACAAUGCUAUCCAAGAAGAUGGAGUUGUUUCUUGAUGACUGGAGAAACUUCAUGGACAAACAAAGAUGUGACCACUACCACUUAAACUACUUCACAGCUGAACAACUAUUCUACCUGUGCAGUGUUGUGACGCCAACAGAAGUGAACGCAGAAAUAGAGGAAAAAGUUUUGAUGAUGCUCUCUUUCAUCAAACCGCACUGCAAAACAUCAGAUUUCUGGAGCACAUGGAUGAAGUUUUGUGAACAAUUUGAGCCUACAAAGAGAAUGAAUGAAGAUAUUAACUUUCAAAGUCACUUUCUUCACCAGGAAGACAGCAACAUGUCUUCAGCUGAUGUGAGUCCUGAUCCAGCAGACCAGACUGUUGGUUUGAAGGAACUGGAAGAGCUGUGGAACAGCUACAUGAAGAAUGAGGAAAUAUUUUUUCUUGGCUUUUUGGACAUAAGAAGCUUAGGCGAGCUGCUGAAAUUGAUGACUGUCACAGACAACCAAAGCAAAGAUGAAUGGGAAGAACCAGUGCUCUCAGAGUCUAAAGACAGUUCACUCAGAAGAAGUCUCCCAAAAGGCCUCCUACCAAACCAGCCUAAUCUCAUAAUCUGCCCACACGACCAGGUCCUGACUUCAAGCAUCAGCUUGUACAUGACCAGUGAAUAUCAGCCACUGCCAACUUAUGAUGAGGUUCUCUUGUGUACCCCUGCAACAUCUUAUGAGCAAGUAGAGCUUUUCCUGAGGAGAUGUCUCACACCAGGUGAUGUUGGCCAGAAGAUUUACACAGUGCUUUGGGCAGACCAACUUAGCUACGACGUUAGCUGUGCAAUGGAGAAGUGUUUUCAAAAACUGCGUUCCAGACAUGAUUACAACCUGGUGAUCUUUUGCAGCUCUGACAGGGAACACACAUACAUUCCUACUGCAUUCAGUCAGUUCAAAAGAGACGUUGUGCCACAAGAGCCAUUGGAAAGGAUUCAGAAGUACUUGUCCAGGCAUUACACUGUCCCCUCCGAUCACAACAGCCCUGUGUUCAAGGGAGGCCACUCUGUCGGCAUUGUUUCUUCCCAACGUGCAGGAGUAGGCAAGUCAUUGUACGUCCAAAGAUUGUAUGAAAAGCUGAAGGGAAGUGCUGAUCAAAGAACUGCAUUUAAAAAGUGCAUUCGACUAACUGAACGUGAGGUUGAUGACGACAAGGUUCUCCAGUCUUUGUAUGACACACCAAGACAAAAAGAUCUCAAAGUGUUUCACUUUGAUGUCACAUCCUCAGUGCAAAAAGGCUUGAAUGAAUUCCUGUUCAAGCUUUUGUUUUUGCGGUACCUGAUGGAUUCAGACGGACGAAUGUGGCGAUGCAGCCAUGAGCAUUUGUACAUCAUCGAGUUGAUGGAAACCACAAAUCUGGCCAGAUCUGUACGAAAGGAUAACUUUGCAUUCUCAGAGAUUUUCCCAAAGGUGUUCUGUCGUCCACCAAAAGAGGUGGUGGCCUCGGAAAUGAGGAGAGAGGAAAACCCUGACAUACAGAGUGACGAGCCCCUCAUGGAUGACGAAUGUUUCAGGAGUGAAGCUUUUCAAAGACCAUACCAGUACCUCACACGUUUCUACAACAAUGACAAUCUUGACGACUUCACAUACCAGGGUGUGGAAGGGACUCAUGCGAAAUGUCUUCAGAUACUCUUAAUCUACUGUGGCAUAAUAGAUCCAUCAUGGGCAGAGCUGCGUAACUUUGUCUGGUUCCUUAAUCUUCAGUUGAAAGACUGUGAGAAUUCAGACUUCUGCAAAUUUGAGUUUGUUGGCGACACUCUUCAAGGUUUCAAAAACUUUGUGGUUGAGUUCAUGAUCUUGAUGUCCAAAGACUUUGCAACCCCCUCACUAUGCAUGACUGACCAGAGCCCAGGGAGGCAACAAAUUGACUCCAGUGGGCUUAAUGAAAGAGACUUGGCUCCAUUUCUCCUUAGAAAAAGGUGGGAAUCUGAGCCACAUCCAUAUAUCUUUUUCAACGAUGACCACAUGUCAAUGACUUUCAUUGGGUUUCACCUCGAGCUCAAUGACCAGAGAGGGGUUGAUGCCAUUAAUCCCUCGACAAGAGAAGUGAUAAAGAAAAACAUAAUGACUCGAGAGCUGUACACUGGCUUAAGACUUCAGAGAGUCCCUUUUAACAGGGAUUUUGAAAAGCUUUCUCGAGCUGAAAAGAUUGAGCAUCUGUGCCGUGUGCUUGGAAUCAAGUGGCCAACAGAUCCUGAUGAGACAUACGAACUGACCACCGAUAACAUUCUCAAAAUGAUGGCAAUCCACAUGAGAUUUAGGUGUGGCAUCCCAGUCAUCAUAAUGGGUGAAACAGGAUGUGGUAAGACAAGGCUCAUAAAGUUUAUGUGUGAACUGAGCAGAUAUGGAGCACCAGCAGAAAACAUGAAACUGGUCAAGGUUCAUGGAGGAACUACAUCAGAACUGAUACAUGAGAAAGUGAAGGAAGCAGAAACUCUUGCACAGACCAAUACAGAGAAACAUGAAUUUGACUCUGUUCUUUUCUUUGAUGAGGCAAACACCACAGAAGCUGUCAGCAGCAUCAAGGAGAUUCUUUGUGACAACUCUGUACAGGGACAACAACUUAGCCCUCAGACAGGCCUACAGAUUAUUGCGGCAUGUAAUCCAUACAGGAAGCACACAGACGAGAUGAUUGAAAGACUCGAGGCCUCUGGAUUAGGCUACCGGGUCCGGGCUGAGGAGACAGACGACAGACUCGGCUCCAUCCCUCUCCGCCAGCUUGUGUACCGUGUUCAUGCGUUACCCCCCAGCAUGAUUCCUCUUGUUUGGGACUUUGGGCAGCUCAAUGACUCAACAGAAAAAAUGUACAUCGAACAAAUAGUACAGAGACAAGCAAAGGGCAACUCAAUUGAGAAGAGUUAUAUUCCAAUUAUAACUCAGGUGUUGUCAUCAUCACAAAAUUUCAUGAGGGAGAAGAAAGAUGAAUGCAGCUUUGUCAGCUUGAGGGAUGUUGAACGUUGCAUGCACGUGUUUGUGUGGUUCCACAAAAAUCACCCCAUGUUUUCUUUGGAACUGACAGCUUUCCUUCGAGAGCUACGUCAAAAGAAUCCACAGGUGUCACCAUUUUCACCUGCCCGUGAUAGAGUAAUCUGGUCACUCUUGAUGGCCACUGGAGUGUGCUACCAGUCCUGCUUGGAGGACAAAAGGCAGUAUCAAAGAAUGAUUAGCCAGUUGCUUCCCUGUGACAUACAGAGAGAACUCCAACUCAUGCAGGGCCUCUUACUCAAUGGUGUACCUAUGGGUAAGACAAUAGCCAGAAAUGAGGCGUUGAAAGAAAACUUCUUCAUGAUGGUGAUCUGUGUUGAGCUUCGAAUUCCCUUGUUUAUUGUUGGGAAACCAGGGAGCUCCAAAUCACUGUCCAAAACCCUUAUUGCAGAUGCAAUGCAGGGCCCUGCAUCGCAUUCUGAACUAUACAAGAGGCUGAAGCAGAUACAUCUGGUGUCCUUCCAGUGCAGCCCUCAUUCGACUCCUGAAGGCAUCAUCAACACCUUCAAACAGUGUGCUCGCUUUCAGGAAAGCAAGAACCUUGAUGAAUACAUCUCAGUAGUUGUUCUUGACGAGAUUGGACUGGCCGAAGAUUCGCCGAAAAUGCCACUGAAAACAUUGCACCCAUUGCUGGAAGAGGGCUGUGUUGAUGAUGAGCCACAACCUCAUAACAGGGUCGGGUUCAUUGGAAUUUCCAAUUGGGCACUGGACCCUGCCAAGAUGAAUCGUGGGAUAUUUGUGUCCCGUGGAGAUCCAAACCAGAAGGAGCUCAUCAAAAGUGCCAAAGGGAUAUGCUCAUCUGAAAAAAAGGUUCUUGAAAAGAUCAAACAUCUCUUUGAGCCAUUUGGAAAAGCAUACAUGACAGUAUGCAAAGAAGGCAGAGGUUUCUUUGGUCUGCGGGAUUUCUACAGUCUGAUAAAGAUGAUAUUUUCAAUUACGAAAGUCACUAAUGAGUGUCCAACUGCAGAUCAAAUCACGAAAGCAGUCCUGAGAAACUUCAGUGGAAAAGAUGAUGUGGAUGUGAAGGGCAUAUUCAGCACAGAACUCAAAGAGGACUUUGCCAAUGCCAGCAUCAAAACCAUUGAGUUGGUCGAGCAAAGCAUCUCUCCAGAGUGCCAAGUGGACGAAAGUCGUUACCUUUUAAUCCUCACACAAAACUAUGCAGCUCUUCAGAUCCUGCAACAGAUCCUUUUCAGUCACCAAAUCCACCCAGAGAUCAUAUUUGGGUCUAGUUUCCAAAAAGAUCAGGAGUACACGCAGAUUUGUAGGAACAUCAACCGUGUCAAGGUUUGCAUGGAGACCGGACAGACAGUUGUGCUUCUGAACCUUCAGAAUCUGUAUGAAAGUCUGUAUGAUGCUCUCAACCAAUACUAUGUGACCCUCGGGGGUCAGAAGUAUGUUGAUCUUGGAUUAGGAACACAUCGUGUGAAAUGCAGAGUUCACAAAAACUUCAGGCUCAUUGUCAUUGAAGAGAAAGAGGUGGUCUACAAGCAGUUUCCCAUCCCACUGAUCAACAGAUUGGAAAAGCAUUACCUUGACAUCAAUACUGUUCUCAGACAUGAGCAGAAGGACAUUGUCAGACAGCUACAGAAAUGGGUGGAGGAUUUUGUCUCCUUAAGUGGUCAACACUACACGAAAAAGCAAUAUGUUCCAAGUGAUGUCUUCAUCGGCUACCAUUCAGACACAUGCUCCUCUGUGGUCCUGCAAGCAACAGAGAAUCAAAGUGUUGAAACAGACGCUCAGACCAUUCUGAACAAAGCCAAGGACAUUCUGCUCAACUGUGCCACUCCAGACUCGGUUGUUCGUUUGGAAAAAUCCAGACUACCUGAUGAAGAAAGAGAAGAUUUCAUGAAAAAAUAUGUUCAAGAGGAGAUGCACAGUUCAUUGGGAGACUACAUCAUCUACCACACACAGCUGUUGGAACAGUCUCACUUCUUCUUCACUGAGGUCACAACAUUUUCCAGGCUACUGACGGCAGCAGACACUCAAGACCUGCAGAAUGUGAUAAAGCUUGAAGAUAUUAAGCUGCUAUCGCUGCAACAGUUUGACACAGAGUACUCUUUCCUCAAGGAAAUCAGGGAAUUCCUUGGAUCAACACCUGCAGACAAAGUGCUCAUCAUCCAAUCAGACUAUGAUGAAGAGUCCCACGGGAGGAAUAUUCUCUCCUCAGCCAAGUAUUCGUGCAUCAACGAAAUGAACAAGUCGGUAACUACUGGCGACACAAAGACAUUUGUGUACUUUAUCACCAAACUUCCACGAAUCGAGGGUGGGACCUCCUAUGUUGGCUUUCAAGGCGGUCCUUGGAAGUCUGUCCACAUUGAUGCUCUCAGAAGAUCAAAAGAGUUUGUGUCUGAUGUUCAUUCCCUGAAAAAUCUGCGCAUAAGUGAACUUUUCAAAGAUCCACCUGAGGUCAUGGAGACAGAAGACCCCACCAGUGUGGCAGAAAAUGAUGAUGACUCCAAUGUCUUGGGAGGUUUGUCUGAUAUAUCAGAUGUGAUGAGAAGCUGUGUGCAGAGUGCUGUGAGCAUGCUCAGAGACGCAGCAGAUGGUGGACAACUCAGCACCAAGAGAGUGGAGAACCUGCUCACACUUCUGGAUGAAAGUCAGACACAAGGUCUGUUUGCAAACAUUGUGAGGAAGCGUCUCCACUGGCUCUUAGAGGACUAUGAGGCCAACAUCCCCAAUCCAAAGAGCUGGGUCCUGACAGAGGCAUUCAACAUCAACGCUCUCCAAGAGGGGGGAACAUUCCUACACACACUGUGGAGGAAAAUCCAAGCAGUUGUCACUCCACUUCUUGCCAACUUGGUCUCAGUCAUUGACAGAGACUGCAACAUGGACCUUCUGCUGAAUGAGUGCGAUGAAAUCAGAAAUCUAUGGCUGGAGAUAUUUGGGAGCAGAGACAUGCUCCAUGUACCAUAUGUGAAGGACAACUCCAGUGUCUUAAUGGUACAGAGCCAUAUCAUCGGUGGCUAUACCAUGCGCUGCUGCUUACCGUUCAGUUGGUGGAUCAAAGACUUCCUUGAUGGGCUCAUGAUGCAAACAUCCAGACAUGAAACCCAUUCACCUGGUCAUUUGCAAAAGUUGUUCUCAAACACUCCACUUGGCAGUUACAUGGCUAAAAAUGUGAAUGAAAAAAUGAAGAAAGAAUUCUUCGAAAGGUACUUGCAGGAUUUUGUUUCCAUGACAAUGAAAGUGGCAUCGGAAGAAGAAUUGCAGCUCUUGUGUCAGUCCCUGGCCAGCUGCGUUGAGGAAAUACAGAGACGAAAAAGAGUUGAAGAAGAGCUUUCUCUUCCUCACAUCCACAUCGCCUACCACUUCUACCAAAGCCGUCUCCAGAACCUCUCACGGAUGAUAUCUCUGCAGCCUGAGGUUGUCACUCUACUGCAAAGGAACAAGGACAUUAGAAAAUGUCCAGAGAUGGUUUUGGAUGUGUAUGCAGCCAUGGCAUGUGUUGAACGACUAGAGCCUGCUCAUUUAGACACUGAUGCUCAGAGCCAGAACUGGCUGAAGCAGGUGAAGAGGUUGCAAGCUUCUUUGGAGAUGAUUUGUUCUCCACAUAACCAACAAUAUGGAGAGCGAUGUAAGGAAAGACUCCGUGAUGUCAGUAACGGCUGGAAGCGCAUCUACAUCCUCUCAUUGUUUGUGGAACACAUGCUGCUGGGUUUUCAUCAUGAUGACAAUCAGCUCAGAGUUCUGGUCCUGGAGAACAUUAAAGCCUUAAGCAAGGUUCUGGAGAGAAACUCUGAUGUAAAAUCAGUGGUGGCUUUUCAAGCUGUGAUUAAAGUACUGAAGAGCUGUAAGCAGGGCGCUAGUGAUCAGCUGUUCCGGUUUGGACUCCAGUGUAGGGUGUGCAUGCGGGAGCCUCAGGAACCUGUUGGGCUGCCGUGCCAUCACAUCUACUGCUCAACAUGCAUCACAGCGAGCCUCGAUGCAGGAGCCACUUCCUGUCCCACCUGCAGGGAGCCGUUACCAGACGGCUUCCAGCCACAUGUCUCUGAAGAUAUCAGGAUUUCUAUCAAGAAAAAUGCAGAAUUCCGGCGGCGGUGCAAUGGUUUCUUUAUUGAUGUGCUCUCCACUGUGUGCUUCAAGGACAACACACCACCAGAGAAACACGUCAUCACCCACCUGCUGUCCUACCUGAGGGUUGAGACAGAACAUAAAGAGAUUUACACCAAAGAUCUGUCACCUUUUGACGAGUCUCCAGAUAAAAACCCAGUGGUGCGAUCUGUGAUCCUGAAGCUGCUUCUGAAGUUCAGCUUUGCUGAAGUCCAGGAAUAUCUGCAGCUGCAUUUAUCAUCUGUUGAAGAAUGCCAGUUUGUGGAUGAGGGAGAUAAAGCAGAGCUUUAUGCCUUAUACAUCAACUGCUUGGAGGACUCCAUGUGGGAGAAAAUACCUCAGGAAGGCAACAAGGCCAAAGAGCUGAAGACAUUUUACGAUGAUGAAACACGAUUUCUGGAUGAAGUGAGUUCAGUUCCAGCAGCAGUGUCUAUUCAACAUCUGCAGCACAUUGCACGGCUGCGUCUGUGCCUCAGCAUGGCCGCCCAGCUCGUCAGUGACAGGCUGUCUGAAAACAAUGUCCCAGAGGGAGCUGAGGACUUCUUAAACAAAGUGAUGAAGUUCUGUGAGGACAGUGGGAAUGACUGGUACCGUGUUUACCUGAUCCGUAAGCUCAGUGAGUGGCAGGGAGUGGAGUCUGUCCAGACGCUGGUCAAACAGACAAACUUCAGCUGGCUUUUCCCUGCAGAGAUCCAGCAACAGAAUGCAGAUGGAGGCCAGAUGGACCAGUUUCUGGUGUAUGGAGAGGAGUACAAGGCGGUCAGAGAUGCAGUUGCUAAGGCGGUCGUGGACGGAGCUGUAGAGCAGAUUGAAGAAGUUUGCGAGAAAUGCACCGCAACACCAAGGAACCGUACAAUGUUCAUCCUCUUGGCACUUUUCAGAGAAGUUACGACUCUGUACAGAUCUGCAAAUACAGCUCUCCAUCCUACCCCUGAGCGAUGCCAAGCGUUCGGGGAGCUCAUCCAGGGCUCCAGAUAUCUCCCUCAAAGAGAAGUGAGGGACUUUGCCUCAGCCUUGGUUCUCAACAGGUUGGGAGGCCUGGCCAUGAAGCCUGACCAUACUACUGUGGACAACACUGUUAUCGAGCUGACUGUCCAUCUGACAGCUGUGCUGCUGACGGGGACUCACCUCCUGCUGAUGCCACUCAAGAAUCUCGGUCUGUUUCCUGAAAAUAUGCAGGCAGCCUUUAUACCCACAAUGCCUGAUGACAUGUUAGCUGUUGCCCAGGCAACCAUACAACAAGACUAUGGGCAGCUCACCUGGUAUGUGUGUCCAAAUAAUCAUCCAUGCUUUGUUGAUGAGUGCGGCCUGCCCAUGGAGAUCCUCGAAUGUUGGGAGUGCGGCGAAAAGGUUGGAGGGGAAAAUCACCGCGCCACAGAGGGAUUCAAACCAAUUCAGCUGCAGCAGGAUAGCACCAGGCCUGGCCACAUUCUAGGAGACCCUGAGCGCAGAAACAACCCGGACGCUCUGGACACCAAAAACAUGUCUCUGAGUCCGUUCAUCCUGGUCAGACUAGUGACACACCUGGCUCUGAUGUCUGGAGCCUCAGAGAAGUCUCAGUUUGUCCAGCACAUCAUCCAGCCACCUGUGGAGGAUGUGGGUUUGUUUCUCAAAUUUCACAUCAUAAAGGAUCUGGAUCAGCUGGGAGAGGCACUGGGACGAGGAGCUGACGACACGAUUACCACUGUCCAUUCGGUGCUCAGGUCCCUGCAAGGGCUCGUCCCAGCUAGUCCCUCUGGUAUCGAUCCCCUCCUAACAACCAAAGCCUCCAGAAACACCUGGGAGACCACAGUGGCUGCAGAUAUCAUCACACCUCAGCUGAAGGAUCUUGAUCAGACGCUGCAAGAAGCGAAAGGCAGCAUCAGGACCGACUCCCGUGUUUCCUCCAACUUCAUCAUGAGGACCACGUUUGGAGAUGAUUGCAGCUUCCUGGCGUCGCUGCCUCAGGACUCGCAGCUGCACAGCUCGGCCGUGUGGAGCUGCCGGGAGAGGCUCUCACUGCGCAGCCUCGUUCACAUGGUGGAGCAGCACGGCCAGAAGGAGGAGCUGCCUCUUCUCUGGAGGUUCCUGCAGAAGGAGAGAGAAUUUCAGCAGAUUAAGUUCCUUCCAGACAUCUUAAUCCUGCAGAAACGCUUGGUUAGAAGAUUCCAGAAUGCGUCUGACCAGAUAGUGGGCUCCAUCGCAGAGUUCAUUGAGAAACAAACAGGAAUGAGGACAUGGUUUGAGAAACACAUUGAUAUCUUUCUGAAAACGUGGAAUCUGCUCAGAGUGUCAGUAACCAGCAGUGAGUUGAAGAUCCCAGAUGAGUUUUGCAGUGAGGACCUGAACCAGGACAGCGAGCUGCAGUACCUGUUGCCGCGGCGACAGGGUCCAGGCCUGUGUGCCACGGGGCUGCUCAGCCACUUGGUGGCGCUACACAAUGAGCUAGUGAACGCUGUGGACAGACACACCGGAGAGGACAGCAGCAGUUACAAGGUGAGUGUGUCAGAAGUCACGGAGCAGCAUGUGAUCCGCUACGAGCUGGAGAAGGACCUGCUUCCUCUGGUUCUGUCCAACUGCCAGUACAGCCUGGAGCACGGCCACGAGACCAUGUCCCAGUACGACCUGCCCCGGAUCCAGCACCAGAUCCUCACGCGCUUCCUGCAGGGGAAACCUCUCAUCAGCCGCACGGGAAUGCCCACUCUGGUCAACACACAAGAGAGAGACUUUGAAACCACCUUCAAAGCUGUUGAAGGAAAAGUGCCUCAGGUCCUUCUGUCGUCUCUGACGCGGAACGCCGUGUCCAGAGAGCUGGACGCCUACAGCGAGGUGUGUGAGGCGCUGCGGCUGGUGGAGCUGCUGCUGGGCUUCCUCUCCAUGACUGGAGGAGAUCCCAGCAUGUCCCUGGUCACUUACCUGCAGGACAUCCUGAAGAUGGCUGACCACAUAGAUCACCACAUACUGCAGGCUUUGGGCCGCUGCAGCCUCAGACACUGUGUUUCUCUGUGGCAGCUCCUCUCCUCUCUCAAGUCUGAAAACAUGCUGCAGCUCAAGAGGGAGCCCUUCUCAGAGUUUCCAGCUGAGUUCCUGCAGCCGCUGACAGAAGACAACCAGCUGGAGCUGAAAGGCUUCGUGUCCAGAGGAAACGUGGACCAGUGGCUGCUGGAGAUGCACGAGUUCCUCCUGGUGAACCUGGGCCGCCUCAGGGCCUCGGACCACUACAGACCGUCCUGGAGUGUGAAAGCGACGGUGUGCGGCUACAUGGACCGUAAAGAGCUGGAGGUUCCUCUCUACGUGGAGGAGAACUUCCCUGGAGAUCUGCUGCUGUCUCAGAUUGUAGAAGCCUGGAAAUGUGCCGUCAGAGCCAAACACGACUGGAUGAUGGAGGGAUGAGAGACGCUUCAAAGAGUUCAGCACAUCAUUUAUUUCUCUUUGUCUUUCAUUUGUUUCUGUGUUUAUUAUGUAUGAAAGAUGAUUUAAAAACGAUGAAGACUAUCAAACAGAUUGAAGCUGAUUAACAGUGAAUAUACAGUCAUUUACUGCCUUUUAUCAAUAUAUAUCUAUAUAUAUCUAUAAUCAAUAUAUCAGAAAUCAUUUGAUCAAUCACAUUCGGAGCCUCAUAUGAAGAAAAUGUCUGGAUCUGCUCAGGAAAUACUCUGCAACUGUUUCAUAAUUACUCUUUGUGAGCUAUAAUGUGUUUUAUUAUUAUUAUUUUACCAUUUACUCAUUUAUUUUCCUAUCAUACUCUACUUUGUUAACCCUACCGUAAGGGUUAUUGAUCUGCAUGCUUGUGCAGUAAACUAAUAUGGAAAAACAUGAUUUUAUUAUUUUUCUUUUUACUAGUAUUAUUCCUUUAUUACGAUUUUUUUUAUUAUUUACUAUCUUACAAGUUAAAGUACAUUUAGCUGAUAAUUUGCGUGGAAUUGAUUCAAGAGUAUUUGUUCUAUAUCUUUUCUUUUUUGGGAUUAUACUCCAGAAAACCAUGAUCACAGUUUGUGACAUCAUCCAUGAGUCAUAAUAGAAAUGUUUUUCCUGAAACCAAAUUAGUUCCAUUUUUUUGUUUUUAUUGUUUUUUUCUGGGUUUAUUUUGUAUGAAAGAUGAAGAAAUUGCGUCAUGGCUCUCUUAAAUAUUAUGUAGAAUAUCUGAUAUAUAUAUAUAUAUAUAUAUAUAUAUAUAUGUGUGUGUAAUAUAUCUGCUCAGGAAAAUAUUGUAUGACUUUCACAAACAAAUACUGUGCAACUGUUUUAUGUUUUGGUUUUUUAAUUAUUGUUAUUAUUAUACUCUACUUUGUUAACCCUACCAUUAGGAUAAUUGAUCUGCAUGGUGGUGCAGUAAACUGAUACCAUUUUCUUUUUACUAGUAUUUUUUUUCUUCUUGCAUAUUUCAGUACAUGUAGCUGAUAGUUUGCAUGGAACUGAUUGAAGGGUAUUUCUUUGAUAUAUCUAUAUAUAUUUUUUUAUUUCAUUCUAUUUUUUUGUUUGUUUGUGCAGUCUGGUCAUGUUUGGAAUGAAUCACAAAUAUUUGUGACAUCAUCCAUGAGUGAUGACAGUUCACUUCACUGAUAUUUUCCAGUUUAAGAAAAUCCAAAUCAAGAAACUGAAAGCAAAACAUCUCUGAACUCAACUGUCUAAAGUCUUUAAAUGUAUCAAUCAACUUCAAGAAUGUAAAAUAAUAAAUGUCUCGUGAUCCAAUCUCUGCUUACAGACAUUUAUGUAAAACUGGGAACGUUUAUACCACAUUUAUACUUCUGGAAGCAGCAUGUCUUCAUAUGUAAUACCCAUUGACUUCAUCAGACAUCAACAUCAUUCCUUAAGAGAAAGUUUCACAAGCUUUUUUUUUUUUUUUUGCUUUGGAAAGUGAUGUGCUCACUUUAUUUAGAGUUACAUAAUGUCACUGUUUCUAAAGUUCUUACAGACUUUUCUGAUGACAUCUCUUCAUUUUAAGAUGGUGUUUACUAUAAUAAAAGAGUUUUAAUCAA